AUGCGCUACAUUAUUCGAGACAACAAAACUGCUGUCGGCCAAUACGUCGGCGAGUACGUAGCCAAGCGCAUCAAUGCCCACUUCGAAAACUCUGAUCGUCCCUUUGUCCUCGGCUGCCCAACUGGCUCUUCGCCCCUCGACACCUACAAGCAGCUCAUCCAGAUCCACCGCGAGGGCCGCGUUUCGUUCAAGAACGUCAUCACCUUCAACAUGGACGAAUACGUUUCCCUUCCCAAGUCCCACCCGGAGUCCUACCACUCGUUCAUGUGGAACAACUUCUUCAGCCACAUCGACAUCCAGCCGCAGAACGUCCACAUCCUCAAUGGCAAUGCACCGGACCUGGUCGAAGAGUGCAACCAGUACGAGGCCAAGAUCCAGGCAGUGGGUGGCAUUGACCUGUUCAUGGCCGGUGUUGGGUCGGAUGGCCACAUUGCGUUCAAUGAGCCUGGCUCAUCGCUUGCUUCCCGCACAAGGAUCAAGACGCUCGCCUAUGAUACCGUCUUGGACAACUCGAGGUUCUUCGACAACGACCCGCUCAAGGUUCCGCGCAUGGCCCUCACUGUGGGCGUGCAGACUGUCAUGGAUGCCAGAGAAAUCCUGGUGAUCAUCGUCGGCCAGCACAAGGCACACGCGCUGGCAAAGUGCGUCGAGGAGGGUGUCAACCACAUGAACACGGUCUCGUGCAUCCAGCUUCACCCCAACGCUUUGCUCGUUUCGGACGAGGACGCGACUUCCGAGCUGCGCGUGCGCACAGUCAGGUAUUUCAAGGGCAUCGAGCGAGCGCAGGAGGAGAUCGAAAAGCUCUACGGUCUGCAUGGCCAUAAAAAGACCCCUUCCAGCAGUGGGAGCCCAGUCGUUAGCGGCGUCAUCAAUUGA
Molecule: messenger RNA, 876 nt
Organism: Sporisorium graminicola
Lineage: Eukaryota; Fungi; Basidiomycota; Ustilaginomycetes; Ustilaginales; Ustilaginaceae
Exons: 2
Coding region: 1-876 (291 amino acids)
Biological process (GO): D-glucosamine catabolic process; N-acetylneuraminate catabolic process; N-acetylglucosamine catabolic process
Cellular component (GO): cytoplasm
Molecular function (GO): glucosamine-6-phosphate deaminase activity; identical protein binding
Source: RefSeq, a predicted model, not a curated record